Messenger RNA from Corythoichthys intestinalis (scribbled pipefish), 2820 nucleotides. It is a transcript of the gene vax1, whose product is annotated as ventral anterior homeobox 1. The transcript is spliced from 3 exons. The record is from RefSeq and is a predicted model, not a curated record. Gene Ontology annotation, molecular function: DNA-binding transcription factor activity, RNA polymerase II-specific; RNA polymerase II cis-regulatory region sequence-specific DNA binding. NCBI's taxonomy places the organism in Eukaryota, Metazoa, Chordata, Actinopteri, Syngnathiformes, Syngnathidae. Gene Ontology annotation, cellular component: nucleus. The coding region runs from base 901 to 1833 and encodes 310 amino acids. Gene Ontology annotation, biological process: brain development; central nervous system development; neuron differentiation.
UUGUGGGGUUCAAUCAUCAGCUUUCAGGAUGCAAUUGUCCAACACGGGCAACGUGGGAAAUCCCAACUAAAAGCGUUUAAAAGAAAUCUCUCAUUUGAAGUAACAUGGAUUAAAUCCGAAACCCGUCCUCUUCUCUCUCUCUGCUUUCCCUCUGGACGAUACCCUGUGUCUCUUUCUUAAAAUAGCGGUAGAUCUGAGCAUUACAGGACGACGUUGAAUGAGAGCACAGGCAAAGAGAAAUGGAGUCAAAGUUUGCUGACGUUCGAGAACAAGCAGGUUGCUUGGUGUAAAGGCGAGGAAAAGAAGCCUGCUUGGUUUUGACGGAACUUUUACUCGGUUUGGAGGAGUCACGUCUCUGUGACUGACUAUGUGAAGGCUCGGGGAGGCUCGGUUGUGAGGCGAGACCAAUCAAAAUCUUGAUUCCCUGGGCUGACAGCAGGCAAACAGGAGAGGAUUCAUCAAGAUCGGGUCGAUUUUCCUAAAUAAUUCAGCGUAUUCACGAGGUUACGCAAAUUCGGAGGCAACAAAAUUACCGCAAUCAGUCGAAACACAGAGGGCUCGUCUAUGGCUCUGAUUAUGAGCAGCUCAUCUAUCAGCCUGAUGUCUUUGUAACAAGGAAAGGGGGGCAUUGAAUUAUCAUCGAGUUUCACUGAGACGUCCAAGAUCAUUGGGCAAGGGAGUUGGUCAGUGAUAAUUGGGUUUCCUCGGUUGGGCGGUGGAAGUAUUCCAACAUUAGAUAGCUGACGUUACCUUGCUGAAAGGUGCUGUAUUGUAACUAAACCCAAACUGGUCAGAUGAUCUGUUGCGCCGUCUUCUCUUGAAACCUUUUCUUUUUUUUUUCAAACGGGACAAAGGGAGGGAAAAAAAGAGGCGGACAAGCUGCAGGUCCAAGAACUGAGAAUGGAGGUCAGGUACAACCAAGACACGGAAGGAAUGGUGCUGAAGAAUGGACUUAAGGAGGGCAAAGACGGAAAGGAAUCACAGGGCAGUUUGUCCAAAAGCUUUCUGAAGGAGCAACAGAGCUCUUUUUCCUCCUCUGGGACCGUGGAAAACUGCGAGAAAAACAGGGGGAGCACCGGAGACCCAGACUACUGUCGGAGGAUACUUGUGCGAGAUGCGAAAGGCUCCAUCAGAGAGAUUAUCCUACCAAAGGGUUUGGAUUUGGACCGGCCCAAAAGAACCCGUACCUCUUUCACUGCAGAGCAACUCUACAGGUUGGAGAUGGAGUUUCAGAGGUGUCAGUACGUUGUGGGAAGGGAGCGAACUGAACUCGCCCGUCAGCUCAAUCUAUCUGAAACUCAGGUCAAGGUUUGGUUCCAGAACCGGCGCACGAAACAAAAAAAAGAUCAGGGGAAAGACUCAGAGCUCCGCUCAGUGGUUUCAGAGACUGCGGCAACCUGCAGUGUCCUCAGACUGCUAGAGCAGGGUCGGCUGCUCACACCCUCAGGCCUGCCAGGCAUUUUGCCACACUGCGGUAGUAGCACUUUGGGUUCAGCCCUUCGCCCCCCCUCCAUCGGCAUGGGCAACAAUAGUGGCAGCGUCGGAGGUAGCAGCGGAGCCGCUGGCGGCAGCCCGACUCUACCCGCCGUCACCAGCUCUGGGACGGUGCCAGGCCUGCAGAGCUCGGCGGCAGCUCACAGCUUAUUUAGCUUCCCAAUGCCAUCCUUACUUAGUGGCGUCGCCAGCCGCAUGUCAUCGAACCCGCUGACCGUGGCCAGUUCGUUAGCAGGCAAUUUGCAAGAACUCUCUGCCCGCUAUCUGAGCUCUUCUGCUUUUGAGCCAUACUCGCGGACCAAUGGCAAAGAAUCCAUGGACAAGAAGAUUUUGGAAUGAUACUAUGUUUUCAUGUGGAAGUCCACUUGUUCCUCUGGAAAUAUUUGGUCGCGUUUCGGCUUAACCUGUCUUUGUUUUAGUCAGUGUCUCAUCUGUCUGUGUCAUCAUGUUCUGUGGUAUUUUAGAUGCAAAGUACAUACACACAUAUCAUGUAGACAUUCUUUUGUGUGGAAUGGUAAGGAUGAUGUGAUUUCGAGAGACAAUUCAUAAAGGGAGUAUAUUUUAGAGCUUUCAUUAAAAAAAUAGAAGGAACAUGCAUAAGGUUUAAACUGCCCAUAAAAGACAUUCAUUGCAGUGUAAUAUGAUUGAAUUGUAUUGGGUCAGUCAAACAAGACACUACACAUGAGUAGUUGUAGAGAAAGAAGCCGUUUUGUGUAGCAAUAUGUGAAGUGAAGCAAAUCACAGUCACCAGGUCUCCAAGCUGUCUUGUAUAUUCAUUUGUAAGAAAAUUGUCUUCAACAAAAACAUUCAAGAGAUGUAGUUGCCAUUCAGCAAAAUCACUUAUUGUCCCUUCAACGGUUUAUUGAAGACUGGAAUAUUUUUUUCCCCACCGCGUCUUUGCCGUUUUUGUCCUCAAGUUGCAGUACCUAACCUUUACUUUUGAUCAUUUUUUUCUUGCCUGUGAUUUCAGUACCAUUGUGACUUUUGUUGUAUAGUCCUUAAGAAAAGCUUUGCUUUUCACCAUCGGUGUGCUGCUCGCUGUGAUGAUCACCAAAAUGGGGAAUGGUUUAUUAGCCUUGAAGAUGUCCCUUUAGCUCCUUUGUGGAAUCAGUAGCCAUUAAGGCAGCCACACUUGGAGAAAGGGUGAAAUGAUUGUACUAAAAAGUACUGCAAAAGAGAGAUGUACUUUUAAAAUUGUUAUUUUAUUGUAAAUUAUUCAAUUUUCUAAUUGUUACAUUAUUAGUAUAUCAAGUCAAUCAAGAUCGAAUGAAUGUACUGAAUGGAUUGAGUAAUCAGUUAAAAGCUAUUUGGUGCUGUACUGUGAGA